Pollicipes pollicipes is the source of this 1782-nucleotide messenger RNA. Its product is annotated as rho GTPase-activating protein 44-like. NCBI's taxonomy places the organism in Eukaryota, Metazoa, Arthropoda, Thecostraca, Pollicipedomorpha, Pollicipedidae. The record is from RefSeq and is a predicted model, not a curated record. Gene Ontology annotation, molecular function: GTPase activator activity; protein binding. Gene Ontology annotation, biological process: positive regulation of GTPase activity; signal transduction; regulation of Rac protein signal transduction. Gene Ontology annotation, cellular component: intracellular anatomical structure; cytoplasm.
GGAGUGGCAUCUGGGGAGCAUCUGCCCUCGCCAGGCGCGGUGUGGACAAAGAGUGGUUCUCAUACAACUUAUGAGCUGUCCCUGUGAUAUCCGUGAAUGCUGGCAUUUUGCCAUUCCCAGCUGGUGACCCCUUUUUAACCAGAGCUAAUGACCCUGUUCGCGUGCCGUAUGGGAUGCGAGGUGUAGGGACCACUCGACCGUCGUCACGCCCUUUGCCUUGCAAUUAGUCAUUAGGUAGGUACCAAUCUGCUGGGAGCCAGAAGACAGUGAUUCUUGGGACCAAUAAAAACAAGCCUGAAAAUGAAGAAGCAGUUCUUUCGGGUCAAGCAGCUUGCAGACCAGGCCAUUGCCAGGGCGGAGCGCUCCGAGGUGAUGACCGAGGACCUGGCCGCGUCCGAGCGGCGCGUGGAGGCGCUCCGCGGCAGUUGCGGCGUCAUCAGGAAGCGGCUCUCCGAGUCCCUCUCCGGCCACGGCUCCGACGAUGCCGGCAAGCGGCUGCGUAAGAUCCCGGAGCACCAGCUGGGAUCGGCCAUGAAGGAGGGCGCCGGCCUGGUCGGGGUGGAGACGCUGGUCGGAGCCAUCAUGAACGAGUGCGGCGAGGCGCAGACGAAGCUGGCGCAGGAGCGCCUCAGCUACGAGCAGGAGCUGGAGAUGACCGUGCUGGACAACAGCGUGCUGCAGCAGCUGCUGGACACCGACAUCCCCAACGUCACCAAGCUGCGCAAGACGCUGUCCAAGCUCACGCUGGACAUGGACGCCACCCGGAGCAGGUACCAGAGCGCCCAGCGUCACACGGUGGGCGCCGUGACGGCGUCCGGCCAGCAGCUGAGGGACGAGCUGGAGGCGGCCCAGGUCAAGGUCGAGCAGCACCGGGACGUGCUGGCCGGCGACAGUUUCCAGCUGCUGAGCCGGGAGCCGGAGCUGGCGCAGCUGAUGCUGCACCUGGUCAAGCUGCAGACGGAGCACUACCGCAGCUGCCUGCAGCUGCUGGAGGCCACCAUCCCCGGCUUGCAGGCCAGCCUCAACGCCGCGGCCGUGAAGCCCGUGUUCGGCCUCUCGCUGGAGGAGCACCUGCGCGUCACCAACCGGCAGGUGGCGCUGCCGCUCGAGAUGUGCGUCUGCCGCCUCCUCCAGAUCGGCGCCGAUGAGGAGGGUCUCUUCAGGGUGGCCGGCAGCACCUCCAAGGCGCGGAAGCUGAAGAGCUGCUUCGACGCCGGCCUGGUGGACGCGGCGCACAUGCUGGACUACCUGGACCCGCACGUGGUGGCCGACGCGCUGAAGGCGUACCUGCGCGACCUGCCCGAGCCGCUGAUGACGACAGACUUCUACGACGAGUGGAUGACCUCCGCCCGGGUACAGGAGGAAGGUGCGCGACUGCAGGCGCUCUGGCAGGUGCUGCACCAGCUGCCCGAGGCGCACUACACCAACCUGCGCUACCUCAUCAAGUUCUUGGCGCUGCUCUGCAAAAACAAACAGGUCAACAAGAUGACCACGCAGAACAUGGCCAUCGUGAUGGCGCCGAACCUGCUGUGGACGCGGCUGGAGGAGGGCUUCAACAUGACGGCCACCGGCACCCACAGCCUGGUGGUGGACUCGCUGAUAGCGCACUGCGACUGGUUCUUCCCCGAAGACGUGGAUUUCUUCAUCACCUACCCUCGCGAAGUAACGACUGAAACCUCACCGACGCCGGACUCCCCCAUGCUCGGCAAUGGCGUUGUCCGCUCUCAAGGCCACCACCGCUCGAAGAGCAGCGACAGUGGCGUGAUCGCGGUGGACUCGUCC